Messenger RNA from Pediculus humanus corporis (human body louse), 1041 nucleotides. Its product is annotated as threonine dehydrogenase, putative. Gene Ontology annotation, molecular function: L-threonine 3-dehydrogenase activity. The record is from RefSeq and is a predicted model, not a curated record. Gene Ontology annotation, biological process: L-threonine catabolic process. The transcript has 2 exons. Lineage: Eukaryota; Metazoa; Arthropoda; Insecta; Psocodea; Pediculidae. The coding region runs from base 1 to 1041 and encodes 346 amino acids.
AUGGAAACGAUUUCAAAAAAAAAAAAUAAUUUUUUUUUUAUUUUUCUGUCGCGCUCUGUUUCUAAACCUGUAUUAACAUCUCCGAUGUUAUCAAAGGAUCCACCGAGGAUUUUGAUAACGGGAAGUUUAGGACAAUUGGGUUUGGAAUUAACAAAAUAUCUUAGAAAAAUUUACGGUACGGAAAAUGUCAUCAUGUCUGAUAUAAUAAAACCGACGAAACAAGUUGCCGAAAGUGGACCCUACAUAUUUGCUGACAUAUUGGAUUUUAAAGGAUUACAAGAUAUCGUCGUGUCACACAGAAUCGAUUGGUUGAUACAUUUUAGUGCUUUAUUGAGUGCAGUAGGUGAGCAAAACGUACCCUUGGCAGUUAGAGUAAACAUAGAAGGAUUACAUAACGUCAUAGAAUUGGCAAAACAAUAUAAAUUAAAAAUAUUCGUACCGAGUACCAUCGGUGCUUUCGGACCGGAUUCACCGAGAAAUCCAACACCGAACGUGACAAUUCAAAGACCCAAAACGAUUUACGGUGUGUCAAAAGUACACGCCGAACUUUUAGGAGAAUAUUAUCAUCAUAAAUUCGGUUUGGAUUUUCGUUGUUUGAGAUUUCCCGGUGUUAUUUCAUCCGAUCCUCCAGGUGGUGGUACUACGGAUUAUGCCAUCGCCAUUUUUCACGAAAUAUUAAAAACGGGAAAAUACGAAUGUUAUUUGGAACCCAACACUUUACUACCCAUGAUGUACAUUGAUGAUUGUUUGAGAUCGAUAUCGGAAUUUUUAGUCGCACCCAAUCAUCUUCUCAAACACAGGGUGUAUAACGUGACCGCCAUGAGUUUUACACCCAAGGAACUUUUUGAUGAAAUUAAAAAAUAUCAACCCUCGGCUGAAAUAACUUUUAAACCCGAUGGAAGGCAAAUAAUUGCCGAUUCUUGGCCACAAGUUUUCGACGAUAGCGAAGCGAGAAACGAUUGGGGUUGGCAAAAUAAAUACGGUUUAAGUGAACUUGUCGAAUUCAUGUUGAAAGACGUUAAAAAAUAUUUAAAAACUUGA